GAGAGCUCCUUUUGUCUCAUGUCUUUCAAGCAGCUCUAUAAAUACCCUGCUCCGGUGUUACCUCAACCAGACCAAGAGGUGCUUCUUCACGACUAAAGCAAACAACCCAAUGAAUAAAGAGGGAAGCAGCUCCUUAUAAAUACAACUCUGGAAGGAAACUUCCAACGGCAGCAUCAGGUGACCAAGUGACUUAAAAAAAGAGAGAAAAACCGAGAAGGAAGCGACCUAAUACCCACCAGAAGCAAUGAAUUCUGAUUCCAGCUCUGUUUCCAGCAGAGCGUCAUCACCAGACAUGGAAGAAAUGUAUCUCAGAGACCAUCAGCUCCGCGACACGAGAUUUAACUCAGUGUCUUCCUCUCAGAACGAACUGCUCCAGAAGAUGACAAGCGAGCACCUCGCCAAUAUAGAGGAACAGAUGACAGGGGGAGGCAAGUACAAACUUAAGAAGCAGGGCUCAGAGCAAGACGUUCAGCAACUCCGUCUGAAAAUCAACGGGCGGGAGCGCAAGAGGAUGCACGACUUAAACCUGGCAAUGGACGGCCUGCGAGAGGUUAUGCCCUAUGCACACGGACCUUCGGUAAGAAAGCUCUCCAAAAUAGCCACCCUGUUGCUCGCCAGAAACUACAUCUUGAUGCUCAACAGUUCCCUCGAUGAGAUGAAAAGACUGGUCGGCGAGAUUUACGGUGGACAUCACUCCGCUUUUCAUUGCGGGACAAUAGGUCAAACUGGUUGUCACCCAGGACACUCGAACCCCCCUCACCAAGUCCACCCGUUGCUGAGCAGUGCCCUGUCAUCUACAACCCCGUCUACUCUCUCCGCAGCGUUACCAGGACUUACCUCAAUCCGAGCACCUCAUUCACUGCUGAAGACAGCACCCACACCUCCACUCCAACUGGGCAACGGUUUCCAACACUGGGCAGGUUUACCUUGUCCCUGUACCAUUUGCCAGGUACCACCACCUCCAUUCUCUGCUCUUACUGGCAUGACAAGACUCUCAUCACAAACAAAAGACUUAGUAAAGUAAGAUGUGAUGUAUAAAUAUAAAAAAGACUGCACAUAAGUAUACAAUUGUAUAUGUUGUGCAUCAAGCGAAUUUUGGAAAAGCACACUGCAACAAGAAAUUUUAUUUACAUGCAUGCUUCUUUUGAAAAAUACAGGCCAUGUUUUAUCACUUUAAACCAACAUGAUGUUUUUUUCUUGUAAUAAGGGGUUAGACUAAUAAUUAUAAGCUUCAAAGAUAAAUGUCUUGAUGGUUAUUAAUGUAUCAGCCUUUAAUGUUCUUAUCAUAACACAUUAUUUUAUAGUCAUCAUACUCUAAGUAUGUAUAUAUUGUCUCUAUACUACACAGAAUCAAAUACACGUUUGGUUUUGUUAGGAUAUUUUAGUUUUGAAACUGAAAGGCAAACUUUAUCUUCAUUACAGUUUUGUCAAAAAAAAGUUAAUAACAUUGAAAUCUCUGAAAAAAAAAAAGAUUGCAUGCAUGUUUAAUCCCGAGUCUUGUUUUAGAAUGAAUUGACACAAUUUGCUAGAAUUAAGAAUGUAUUGUGUUCCUUGUAACAAGGAUUUAGAGAUUGCAUUCUUCUCAAAGUUUUAUUUCCGUGGUUGUAUAUGAUUUGAAAUAAUGGAAAACUGUAUGUCUUUUAUGUUAUUGUAAAAUGCUGAGAAUGUAAAUUGGUUUUUAAUUAGGUUUAUUAUUAUUAUUUUGGUCCACCUUUACUUAAUUCAGUAUGGCUUAUGUGAUUAUACCAUGUUAUAAAUAUUUGCUUUUCCGGGAAAUACUUUGUCAUGCCUCAAAGACAACAUUGUGUCUUUAUUUUUGUACAUUAUUGAUGAUUAUUGAUAUAUUUAUUAUAACCCAGUG
This is a messenger RNA of Polyodon spathula (Mississippi paddlefish), 1861 nucleotides long. Its product is annotated as oligodendrocyte transcription factor 3-like. Gene Ontology annotation, molecular function: protein dimerization activity. The transcript has a single exon. The coding region runs from base 245 to 1024 and encodes 259 amino acids. NCBI's taxonomy places the organism in Eukaryota, Metazoa, Chordata, Actinopteri, Acipenseriformes, Polyodontidae. The record is from RefSeq and is a predicted model, not a curated record.